AGUUGAUACUUGAUAGUUGAUAGUUCAUAACUUCAUAGUUCAUACUCAUAGUUGAUACUUGCUAGAUGCUAGUCUGUCUGACGUCUGUAAGGAUUAUGUAUACAAAAUUAAGAGUGAGCAAAGAUAAAAGAUUUUGAAAUAUUAUUCUUGUUAUCUAAUGGGUAGUGAAGUCGGUAUAUAAACAUGAAGUCCACGUGUAAUAGUGCUGGACGACCUAACAACAAAAAUGCUAUUAAGUUUACUCAGCAACCAAGAUCAACUAUCUCGUUGUUUCUUUUAAAGGAACGCCAAAAUAAAUUUGAUAAAAAAGAAGCAUGUAUUUCCAACACAUUGCCUGUAACAAUCACUCCAGAACAUAUAUCUCAUGACGAAAUAGUACAAAAUCCCGAAAAACCAAGUAAAUUUUGUUUUGUAGAAUGUAAUUUACAUGAAGAUGAUAAUUUAAAAUCUUUAGAGGAACCCGUCUCUAGUAUAAUCAAUGUUUCUUCUGAAAUUAAAAGCAUUAUUCCAUCUCUUGAAAUAAACCAGAGUCAAUUUUUUGAGUUAAAUAGAAAUCUGGUUGAUGGACAGAUGAGCCAUGGAAUGAACAGUAUUAUUGUGGGAGGCAUGAAAUUAUUUUCAUGUUCACAUCCACAGUGUACUUAUAAUACAAACCAUUCAUCUAAUAUGUCCAAACAUAGGAGAACACAUUCUCAAAAUAAGCUUUAUCUGUGUGAUCAAUGUACAUUUAGUACCAAAUUUUCAAAUUCUCUUAAUGUACACAAGCGUCUUCAUACACAAGAAAAACCAUUUGCUUGUCAUAAUUGUGACUAUAAAUGCAAUAGCAGUUCUAAUUUAAAAAAACAUCUCAAUAAUAGACAUUCCACUCAGUAUUAUCAACCAAUUUCUUUAAAAAAUUGAUAAGCAUACUGCAUAAUUUGUUAAUUGCAAAUUGUUUAAAAAUUUUGUUAACCUCGAAAUUGUAUUAAGAAAGUCUUCUAAUUUAUUAUACAACUAGUUAAUUGUAAAUAUUUAUUUUGAAUCUAUUUAAUUGUACUUUUCUCUGUAUCAUAGCAGAUAAGUAAUUCAUAACAUAUAACAGAUAUCAACCAUCUUAAAUUAUUCUUAAAUAAAGCUUUUACCAAUGACUAUU
Molecule: messenger RNA, 1132 nt
Organism: Pieris rapae (cabbage white)
Lineage: Eukaryota; Metazoa; Arthropoda; Insecta; Lepidoptera; Pieridae
Product: zinc finger protein 135
Exons: 2
Coding region: 184-900 (238 amino acids)
Biological process (GO): regulation of transcription by RNA polymerase II
Cellular component (GO): nucleus
Molecular function (GO): RNA polymerase II transcription regulatory region sequence-specific DNA binding; DNA-binding transcription factor activity, RNA polymerase II-specific
Source: RefSeq, a predicted model, not a curated record